Molecule: messenger RNA, 555 nt
Organism: Gastrolobium bilobum
Lineage: Eukaryota; Viridiplantae; Streptophyta; Magnoliopsida; Fabales; Fabaceae
Exons: 3
Coding region: 1-555 (184 amino acids)
Source: RefSeq, a predicted model, not a curated record
AUGGGAAAUUGCCAAGCCAUUGAUUCAGCAACACUAGUGAUACAACACCCCAGUGGGAAAGUAGAGAGAUUUUAUUCGCCUGUGAGUGUAAGCAGAGUUAUGAAAACGAACCCUGGUCAUUUUGUUGCUCUCAUAAUCUCCACCACAUUGUGUCCAACCAAGGACAUUGAAAAUUGCCCAAAUAAUAAGAAUGACACAAACACCAACCCAGUUCGGCUAACUCGCAUCAAGCUUCUCAAGUCCACUGAUACACUCGUUCUUGGCCAAGUUUAUAGACUCGUCACAACUCAAGAGGCCAUGAAGGGCCUGAGGGAAAAGAAAAAGAUUAAGCAAAACGUGUCAGAGUCUGCUCAAAACCCAGUUUUGGUGAAGGAAAAACUCGGGUUGGAGAAUGAAAAUGCAGCAAGGAGGUCUGACCCAGAGGAAAACCAGGAAACCAAACCUGAAAGACCUCGACCAAGGACAACGGCAUCAACUAAUAGUGUUGCGAGUGCUACAGCUAAGACAAGAUUUUGGCAACCCUCUUUACAAAGCAUCUCAGAGGCUGCCAGCUGA